ACCGUGUAGCCGACUGCGCGCUCCUCAACCGCCAGGGUUUGUACACACACAUUCGGACACACACUGCCUGACACUCACGCGCACUCUCAGUGAAACCGUCUCUCCGGGACCAGCACGCACGCACAAUCUCUCGUCUAUCACAGCGCAUCGCGCACCACUGCGGUAAGACGAGAAGGCAGGCAGCGAAGCCCUGACACUCACUUGUUUCAACACACAGGUAGUGCGUCUGCGACUCUCCGGAAAAUAAGAGGACUUACCACCACCAAUCGAGGAGGUAUAAAACCACUAGGCUAAUACCACUCAGAGACUAGCCAUACUGCUCGUGAAAAGUUAUUAAUCUUCUUGAUUUCCCCACAUUGGAAGUGAAACCUGCUGUUUGAAAGAGGAUGAGACCGUUACUCGUAUCCAUCGUCCUCUGCUUGAGCGCUUCUGUCCCACAUUUUGUGAAAGGGGAAGUUUACGAGCCCAAUCCCUGCGAGAAUGGGGCUGCCUGCCUCAAUGUUCUGGCUGAUGAAUCCUUCUCAUCAGAUGGUGAGGAGGAGACGACUUCAGCAGGACCUUGCCAACCGAACCCAUGCCACAACAGAGGAAUAUGUGAAAUCAGUGAAACCUACAGAGGCGACACGUUCAUAGGUUACGUCUGCAAGUGUCCAACCGGCUUCAACGGGAUCCACUGCCAACACAAUGUUAACGAAUGCGAGAAAGAACCGUGUAAAAAUGGGGGCAUCUGCACAGAUCUGGUUGCCAAUUACUCUUGUGAAUGCCCUGGGGAGUACAUGGGAAGGAACUGCCAAUACAAAUGCUCUGGAUCACUGGGCAUGGAGGGGGGUAUCAUCUCCAACCAGCAGAUAACAGCCUCGUCCACCCACCGUGCUCUGUUUGGCCUGCAGAAAUGGUACCCCUACUUUGCCCGGCUCAACAAGAAGGGCCUGGUCAACGCCUGGACGGCUGCCGAGAACGACAGAUGGCCCUGGAUCCAGAUUAACCUACAGAGGAGGAUGCGGGUCACAGGACUAAUUACCCAGGGUGCAAAGCGUAUCGGCAGCCCAGAGUACGUCAAGUCUUACAAAGUGGCCUCCAGUGACGAUGGCAAGACCUGGAGGACAUACAAAGUCAAGGGCACAGAUGAGGACAUGAUAUUCCGUGGAAAUGUGGAGAACAACGCUCCUUCUGCCAACUCCUUCACCCCUCCCAUUGAAGCACAGUAUGUGCGCAUCUACCCCCAGGUCUGUAGGAGACACUGCACCCUGCGCAUGGAGCUGCUCGGCUGUGAGCUCACAGGCUGCUCUGAGCCCAUGGGGAUGAAGUCUGGCCACAUCCAGGACUACCAGGUCACAGCGUCCAGCCUCUUUAGAACACUCAACAUGGACAUGUUCACCUGGGAACCCGGCAAGGCCCGUCUUGACAAACAGGGCAAGGUCAAUGCCUGGACGUCUGGACACAGUGACCAAUCCCAGUGGCUACAGGUUGACAUGCUCCUGCCUACUAAAAUCACCGGCAUCAUCACCCAGGGGGCCAAGGACUUUGGCCAUGUCCAGUUCGUCGGCUCCUACAAGGUGGCCUACAGCAACGAUGGAGAGAGGUGGCUCGUCUAUCAAGAUGAAAAACAGAGGAAGGACAAGGUGUUCCAAGGAAACUUUGACAAUGACACGCACAGAAAGAAUGUGAUAGAUCCGCCCAUCUACGCCCGAUUUGUCCGGAUCCUUCCAUGGUCGUGGUACGGAAGGAUCACUUUGCGUGCAGAGUUACUGGGAUGCACAGAGGAAGAGUGACCACCCUUCCCCCUCAUCUGUCCACCUGUCCCCCUCUCCCCCCUUUAAUUCUGGAUCAUCUAACCCAGAUUCAGUGUUUCAAUAUAAACUGUGCAACCUGUAAAAAAUAAAUCAUUUUCCAAUGGAUUUUUCAAGAAUAUGUGUUUGGUUAUGGUGGGUUGCUGUUUGAUUUAAACCUGCCCUUGUCCUGAUUUUGUCCCUUUUUGUUUUCAUAUUUUUGUGGUCAAUGUCUUUUUAUUCCUCUCCAGAUUUCCCCCCCCCAUUAUGUUUGGAAUGAACUUGGGUAACCUAUUUGAUGGGGGGGGGGGGGGGGGGGGGGGGGGGGGGGGCUGGAGUGUGGAGAGGGGAAUCACACUGUGGUUUAAACAUAUUGCCCUGGAAGCUACUGCACAGUGUCACUUUUUGAACGUGAAACCUGUCUAUCAUGCUUCAUUGGAUAUUGUUAUCCCCACUGAAACUUAUUUUGGAACUAUCCCAAAAAUCAUUAAACUAUCGCAACUGAAUACGACAGUGACAGAUAUAUAUUUACUUUGGAUUAUAACACCUCUUCAAGCCAGGCUUUUAACAUUACUGACACUGACACUGUAGAGCAAAUACAAUACAAUGGCAAUGCUUAAUGCUGUUGAAUUAAAUGUAAAACACUAAAUAAUUGCAUGGUGCAUAAAUUAUGAUAUUAAAAGUUUGACAUGAAACUCCUUCCCUAAGUGCAAUUGCUUUGGUUUGGUUUAACGUGCAUUUCUCAAUAGUUCUGAUACACACUGCAAAAGCUUAAAAGUGAUCUACUAGACGAAUAACAAGGACAAAAGUGGCACUGCAGUAUAGAUAAGGAGGUUGAUGGGCUGGCUGAUUGAAGUGUGUCCAAAUAUUCUUGAAUUUUCUAUCUCAUCUUUAAUUUAUUUAAAUGUAAUUAGCAUUUAAAUUUUGUGUUUGAAAGAUAUCUUCUUGGAAUGUCACAUUUAUAGAAUUGUAUACAUUGUUUAGUUUGAGUUUAUUUUCUCUGCUUUUGUAUCCUGGUGCCCAAUCCUCCUUCUGCCUUUACAAUAUCAUUUUUAAUCAACGUGAAAAGCUCAGGAUAGAAGUCACCCAUCCAUACCCACACAAAGAGUAAGCCCUCAUUUGAAUAAUAAUAUUUGACAAUAUUUUGUGUGUACAGACAUUACCAUGAUAAUGAAGUAAAUCAAAUUAUAUUAAAAAUCUAUCACACAAAUAGCUUUCUAUUCAUGCGUUUUCACAAGAAUAUAAAUACAUGUAAGAACUUUGAAUAUUUAAAUAUCUGUACAAUGAACAUUAUCAGUUGUUACAGUAUGUCACUGUAUUUCAGUGUUGCAUUUGAAAGUAUCAUGACAUGCAUCAUGAAAGUCUAAUAUUUCUUAGAUCCAUGGACACAGCAUUAGCAUCAUGCCAUGCAACUCACUUUUUAUAAUGGAUACAUUUGGCUGUGCAUAAUGGUUUUUAUUUAAUUUUUUAAUAUCUUGGCUUUUGCUCAAGCUAUUUGUGAGUAUAUCAUAACGUUGUCUUCUUGAUCACUGUAUGUGUGCGCUUUUCACACAAUGGGAUCGUUACUAACCAAUGGAGAUGUCAGCAUGACAUACAGUGGUGGAGAACAAGUAUUUGAUACACUGCCGGUUUUGCAGGUUUUCCUACUUACAAAGCAUGUAGAGGUCUGUCAUUUUUAUCAUAGGUACACUUCAACUGUGAGAGACGGAAUCUAAAACAAAAAUCCAGAAAAUCACAUUGUAUGAUUUUUAAGUAAUUAAUUUGCAUUUUAUUGAAUGACAUACCGUAAGUAUUUGAUCACCUACCAACCAGUAAGAAUUCCAGCUCUCACAGACCUGUUAGUUUUUCUUUAAGAAGCCCUCCUGUUCUCCACUCAUUACCUGUAUUAACUGCACCUGUUUGAACUCGUUACCUGUAUAAAAGACACCUGUCCACACACACAAUCAAACAGACUCCAACCUCUCCACAAUGGCCAAGACCAGAGAGCUGUGUAAGAACAUCAGGGAUAAAAUUGUAGACCUGCACAAGGCUGGGAUGGGCUACAGGACAAUAGGCAAGCAGCUUGGUGAGAAGGCAACAACUGUUGGGUCAAUUAUUAGAAAAUGGAAGAAGUUCAAGAUGACGGUCAAUCACCCUCGGUCUGGGGCUCCAUGCAAGAUCUCAGCUCGUGGGGCAUCAAUGAUCAUGAGGAAGGUGAGGGAUCAGCCCAGAACUACACGGCAGGACCUGGUCAAUGACCUGAAGAGAGCUGGGACCACAGUCUCAAAGAAAACCAUUAGUAACUCACUACGCCGUCAUGGAUUAAAAUCCUGUAGCGCACGCAAGGUCCCCCUGCUCAAGCCAGCGCAUGUCCAGGCCCGUCUGAAGUAUGCCAAUGACCAUCUGGAUGCUCCAGAGGAGGAAUGUGAGAAGGUCAUGUAGUCUGAUGAGACAAAAAUAGAGCUUUUUGGUCUAAACUCCACUCGCCGUGUUUGGAGGAAGAAGAAGGAUGAGUACAACCCCAAGAACACCAUCCCAACCAUGAAGCAUGGAGGUGGAAACAUCAUUCUUUGGGGAUGCUUUUCUGCAAAGGGGACAGGACGACUGCACCGUAUUGAGGGGAGGAUGGAUAGGGCCAUGUAUCGCGAGAUCUUGGCCAACAACCUCCUUCCCUCAGUAAGAGCAUUGAAGAUGGGUCGUGGCUGGGUCUUCCAGCAUGACAACGACCCGAAACACACAGCCAGGGCAACUAAGGAGUGGCUCCGUAAGAAGCAUCUCAAGGUCCUGGAGUGGCCUAGCCAGUCUCCAAACCUGAACCCAAUAGAAAACCUUUGGAGGGAGCUGAAAGUCUGUAUUGCCCAGCGACAGCCCCGAAAUCUGAAGGAUCUGGAGAAGGUCUGUAUGGAAGAGUGGGCCAAAAUCUCUGCUGCAGUGUGUGCAAACCUGGUCAAGAACUACAGGAAACGUAUGAUCUCUGUAAUUGCAAACAAAGGUUUCUGUACCAAAUAUUAAGUUCUGCUUUUCUGAUGUAUCAAAUACUUAUGUCAUGCAAUAAAAUGCUAAUUAAUUACUUAAAAAUCAUACAAUGUAAUUUUCUGGAUUUUUGUUUUAGAUUCCGUCUCUCACAGUUGAAGUGUACCUAUGAUAACAAUUACAGACCUCUACAUGCUUUGUAAGUAGGAAAUCCUGCAAAAUCGGCAGUGUAUCAAAUACUUGUUCUCCCCAAUGUAUGAGGAGGGAUACAGUAUCAAAUAUGUCCAUGUCCACAGGCACAUUUAGUCAUAACAUUGUUACAGGUCUUUUACCUUGCACUCACCAUUGGUGCAUUGUAAAACCUUUGCUAACUGGUGAAGGGGAACCAAUAAGUCAAUUUUGUGUUUCUGUGUCUACUCAGUCUGAGUAUCCUGCGCUAUAUAGAAAAGUGUACCAAUGAUAUGCUAAUUAGUCCACGCCUGCAGAAGAGAGAGUCAGAAACUAAGACUGUGUACAGCAGAGAAAGGAUUCUGCUUUUUCGGUCUUUCUGUUUGACCAAUAAAAAAGAUGUCUGUGAA
This is a messenger RNA of Oncorhynchus kisutch (coho salmon), 5299 nucleotides long. RefSeq names its product EGF-like repeats and discoidin I-like domains 3a (gene edil3a). Gene Ontology annotation, molecular function: calcium ion binding; signaling receptor activity. Lineage: Eukaryota; Metazoa; Chordata; Actinopteri; Salmoniformes; Salmonidae. The transcript has 11 exons. Gene Ontology annotation, cellular component: plasma membrane. The record is from RefSeq and is a predicted model, not a curated record. The coding region runs from base 387 to 1772 and encodes 461 amino acids.